AUGGCAGCCUGGAAUGUUCGUACUCCUUUAGAAAAUCUGAGGAGCAACCGACCGAAACGGAGGACGGCGCUAGUGGCUCGGAAACUGGCGCGAUACAAAGUGGACAUUGCCGCACUCAGCGAGACCUGGUUCUCCCAACAAGACCAACUGGAGGCGAUGGAUGCAGACUACACCUUCCUAUGGGACAGUCGUCCCAAGGUAGAGCACUGAGACGUAGGCGCCGCCUUUGCUAUACGGAACGACAUUAUAGGAUGACAACCCUGUCUGCCACAGGGCAUUAACGAUCCCCUGAUGAGUCUCCACCUGGUUCUCCGAUGACGUAAAUUUGCCGCCAUCGUCAGUAUCUACGCUCCUCCGAUGACCAGUCCUGAUGCCACAGGGGACAAAUUCUAAGAGGAGCUGCAUACUCUCCUGGCAACUGUGUCGAAGACGGAUAAGCUGAUUGUCCUUGGUGAUUUCAACGCCCGUGUCAGCAUAGACCAUGCUGCCUGGAGAGGAGUGUUGGAUCCCCAGUGUCGCGAUGACUCCAAUGAAAAUGACCUGCUCCUCCUACGGACCUGCGCAAAACACCGGCUCAUCCUGACCAACGCCUUCUUCCGUCUGCCGAUGUGAAAGAAGGCCACCUGGAUGCAUCCGCGGUCGUGACACUGGCACCUGCUGGAUUAUGUCCUCGUCUGGAGGCUGGUGACAAAGGUGAUUUCGGAUGCCGACUAGUAGGUCGAUCAUUGCCUCGUCAUCUCGAAGAUGUGGAUUCGCCUUCAGUCAUCCAGGAGACCUCAUGGUAAGCCACCCACAGGUAAGCUGAAUAUUGCUUUGUUGCCUUUGCCUGCUUACCAUCUCCAUUUCAGCAAUGAGCUAACUGAACGGCUAGCCAAUCUUCAAAUUGCUGUUGCCGUCAUCGACGAAUACGUCUCUGUGGGCACAGUCCAGUCGACCUCCCCGGCCGUCCUCGGUCGCGCACGUCGCCAAAACCAGGACUGGUUCGAUGACAAUGACGCCGCCAUCAGCAACCUGCCCGCCGAACAGAACCGAAUGCACAAAGCCUGCGUCAACUGCCCCACCGAGGACAACAAAGAGGCCUUCUACCGUAGUCGCCUCCUUGCGCAGCAGCGGCUGCAGGAGAUGCAGGACGCUUGGACAGCUUGGAAGGCAGAGGAGAUCCAAGGGUACGCAGACCGCAACGAAUGGAAUAUCUUCUUCAUCACGAUCAAAGCCGUCUACGAUCCGCCAACCAAAGGUACUGCACCUCUUCUCAGCGCCGACAGCAGUGCCCUAUUCAAUGACAAGACAAAAACUCUACAGUGA
Spirometra erinaceieuropaei is the source of this 1305-nucleotide messenger RNA. The record is from the annotation of a GenBank genome assembly. NCBI's taxonomy places the organism in Eukaryota, Metazoa, Platyhelminthes, Cestoda, Diphyllobothriidea, Diphyllobothriidae.